GGGCGUGGCUUACCUGAAAUGGCUCGUAAUGAAAUUUCAUCGCACGCAUUGAUCUUGCCAGCAAAACCUGGCUUGUGUCAGACAUACAUUCAUGAUUGAUAGAUUGAGUGCUCCUUUACCAAAAGUGGUUGAUGCUUCGUAGUUCGUAGGUCAUUUUAUCUGAUUAAUUUCGAUAAUCAUGAACGAAAUUCUCUCGAAAGUUCUAAGGAACUUUGGUUCAAAUACCUUCUUAACAGACUGAUUGAUAGUGAGAAGUGAGAAGUCCACACGAAAAGAAGCAAUAAUAAGUGUGUGGUGCCCUUAAAUGUCUGAGGCGGCACGCAUGUUCUUCUAAAAUGUCAGUGUUGUUAUCCUAUUCUGAUCAUCGCAUUGUUUAUGAGUUUAACAGUUAUUCUUGAUUAAAACAAGAAUUCCUAGUAAUUUCCUAUUUCCUUCCAUUGCGAUAACUCCAUGUCUCCCAUUAGGAUUUGUUAAACGUCUUAAUGAGAUCUUCAGCUUCGUUUUUCGAAUAACUUUUCUUGUUUAGGUUGAUGUUUAUGAAGAUGUUCGUCCGAGUUAUCCUCGAGUUGCUGUUGAAUUCUUAGCAAAUGAACUUGGAUUCAAUGACAAAUCAAAGAGGAAAGUUGUUGUUGAACUUGGAAGUGGAACUGGAAAAUUCACGCGACUUCUUAUUCCUUAUAUGCAAGAACAGAAAAGCGAUGGUGGUGGUGCAAUUGAAAAGUUAAUAGCUGUUGAACCAUCACUUCAAAUGAGACAGAAAUUAUUGGAAGUUAUUAAGUCAGAAAAUACAUUAAUUCAAGUAUUAGAUGGAAAUGGAGAAAAUAUUCCCGCGGAAAGUCAUUCAGUAGAUACAGUUGUAGCUGCACAAGCUUUUCAUUGGUUUGCUACGAUGAAAACACUGGAAGAAAUUCAUAGAGUACUGAAACCAGGGGGAAAAUUUUUGUGUAUUUGGAAUUUGUUAGAUGAUCGAGUCGAGUGGGUUCGUCAGUUUAGAGAUUUAUUUGAACGUUAUGAAAGUGGUUCACCUCAAUAUCGUUUAAUGAAAUGGCGCACGGUAUUCGACGAUGAAGAUCACGGUCGUCGAUUCACAUAUCCUCUAAAAGAAAAACAUUUUCAUUGGACGUGGCAAAAUCGAACGCCAGACCAAAUUUGGAAUGAACUAUUAUCAAAAUCAUAUGUAUCAGCAAUGAAUAAGACUGAACAAGAUAGUUUAAAAAUGGAAGUUGACAAUCUAUUAGAUAAAAAUCUAAAGAUUUAUGGUAAUAAUCCGAACGAUAAACGAGUAGAAGUACCGUAUAAUACAGAUUUAGCUUGGACGCAAGUUAAUAAAUAA
This is a messenger RNA of Didymodactylos carnosus, 1333 nucleotides long. NCBI's taxonomy places the organism in Eukaryota, Metazoa, Rotifera, Eurotatoria, Philodinida, Philodinidae. The record is from the annotation of a GenBank genome assembly.